This is a messenger RNA of Cygnus olor (mute swan), 1398 nucleotides long. RefSeq names its product acetyl-CoA acetyltransferase 2 (gene ACAT2). Gene Ontology annotation, molecular function: acetyl-CoA C-acetyltransferase activity. NCBI's taxonomy places the organism in Eukaryota, Metazoa, Chordata, Aves, Anseriformes, Anatidae. Bases 150 to 1334 code for a protein of 394 amino acids. Gene Ontology annotation, biological process: fatty acid beta-oxidation. The record is from RefSeq and is a predicted model, not a curated record. The transcript has 9 exons.
CGGCCCCGCCCGGCACCACGCGAGGGGCGGCGCCGGCACCACGCGAGGGGCGGUCCCGGUGCCGGCCCCGCUCCCGUGCCGUGCCGUGCCGUGCCGUGCCGUGCCGUGAAGGCUCCGGCUCCGGCUCCGGUUCCGGCUCCGGCUCAGCCAUGAGCGCAGACCCCGUGGUGUUCGUGUCGGCCGUCAGGACCGCCGUCGGCUCCUUCAACGGCGCCCUGUCCGCGCUGCCGGCACACGAGCUGGGCGCCGCCGCCAUCCGCGAGGCGCUGCGGCGGGCCGGGCUGGCCCCCGAGGAGGUGUCGGAGGUGGUCCUGGGCCAGGUGCUGGCCGCAGGUGCUGGUCAGAACCCUGUUCGGCAGGCGAGUGUUGGUGCAGGAAUCCCUUACUCCGUGCCGGCAUGGAGCUGCCAGAUGAUCUGUGGGUCUGGCUUGAAAGCCGUGUGUCUGGGUGCCCAGUCCAUAAUGACGGAAGAGUCCAGCAUUGUGGUUGCAGGAGGCAUGGAAAGUAUGAGCAAGGCUCCUCAUGUAAUUCACAUGCGAGCUGGGGUGAAAAUGGGAGAGGCUUCCCUGCAAGAUAGCAUAAUCCGUGAUGGCCUCACAGAUGCUUUUUAUCAGUAUCACAUGGGUAUAACAGCUGAAAAUGUGGCCAAUCAGUGGCAAAUUAGCAGAGGGGAACAGGACCAGUUUGCUGUACAGUCACAGAACAGGGCAGAGGCAGCACAGAAAGCUGGCUAUUUUACAAAAGAAAUUGUUCCUGUUCUUGUACCUUCUAAAAAAGGUCCCAUAGAAGUUAAAACAGACGAACACCCUCGGCAUGGGAGCAACUUGGAAACAAUGGCAAAGUUAAAGCCCUGUUUUCUGACAGAUGGAACUGGGACGGUAACAGCAGCUAAUGCUUCAGGUAUAAACGAUGGAGCUGCAGUUGUAAUUCUAAUGAAGAAAUCAGAAGCUGCUAGGCGAGGUCUUAUGCCUUUGGCUCGGAUCGUGUCCUGGGCUCAGACAGGUAUAGAUCCAUCUAUAAUGGGAGUAGGGCCCAUUUCAGCAAUAAGGAAAGCUAUUGACAAAGCUGGAUGGAAUCUGGACCAAGUUGACUUGUUUGAAAUUAACGAAGCCUUUGCAUCACUAUCUGUUGCAAUAGCAAAAGAAUUGAAAGUAAACCCAGAAAAGGUCAACAUCCAAGGUGGAGCUAUUGCUCUUGGCCACCCUCUUGGUGCCUCUGGUUGUCGCAUCCUUGUUACUCUUCUACAUGCACUGGAAAGAACAGGUGGAAAGCGUGGUAUUGCUGCUCUCUGUAUAGGAGGAGGAAUGGGAAUAGCUAUGUGCGUUGAGAGAUGAAUAGAUGCUGUAGUAUGCUGACUGACAUUGAAAGAGUUCACUAAUAAACUUGUCCUGCAGCUUA